ACAAGGGAGAGACUGAGAGAGAGAGAGAGAGAGAGAGAGAGAGAGAAAGAGAGACUGGAAGAGAAAAAGUGGAGUUUGGACGAGAGGUGCACUCUCCACACACACUCACACACACACACACACACACCAGGAACCCUGGGACGAGAGAGAGAGAGAGAAAGAGAGAGAGAAAGAUUGACGGAGGAGGGACAAGACAGCGUUGUGGCAGCGCGUGCGGCGGUUAAACCACACACGCGCUCUGUCUCUCCUACAGAGCACUGUCUCCCUCUCUCACACACACACUCUCUCUGACACACACACACACACACGCACACACACACACGCUCGCGCGCGCUGAGAACAUGGAGCGUCCGUCGGCGUCUCCAGCACGCGACCAAGCCGGAGAGCUGCGCGCCUAACGGAUUAUGGAGAGCAGUAUGUUUCUGGGUAGUGUGUGUCAGGGUGGCUUGGUGCCGGCUCUGGUUCGAGCUCCUCUCCCCCAGGUUCACUCGUCUGUGGGCCUGAAGCACUUCCUUCCCUUCUCACUGGAGGCGAGCCCCGCCCUCAGCCUGCUGCCCACAUUCAGCUCUAUGGACCCGGUUCAGAAAGCAGUCCUACAUCACACAUUUGGCAUCUCUCCUUUGUCUAAAAGGAAACACGUCUCCUGCAACGUGUGCCAACUGCGAUUUAAUUCACAGAGCCAAGCGCUGUCCCACUACAAAGGCACCAAGCACGCCAAGAAGCUUAAAUCUCUGGAAGUGCCCAAGUGCAAGCAGAAAAGCUCUGCGGUAAUGAGGGAAAACAGGAAGGAGCCUGAGAAGAACCUCUCACUUUCCGCUCCACCGAGCAUCACCGAGAGGAAAGAAGCAAUUCCUGAUCCAUUAUACCCGGCAAUUCCUCCAUCUCCAGCCAAGUGCAGCUCCAGUGUGGCCUCCUCCGAGGUCGAGUUUACCUCAACAGAAGGACAGAGUCCAGACGUCACUCCUGGAGCAGCCGAGGACCCCGAAGCCGAGAAGGAGACGGAGGAGGAGAAAGCUUUGCGUCUUCUUUACUGCUCGCUUUGCAAAGUCGCUGUCAACUCAGCAUCCCAGCUCGAAGCUCACAAUAGCGGCACCAAGCACAAGACCAUGUUGGAAGCGCGGAAUGGUAACGGCUCCAUCAAGUCCUUCCCCAGGCCAGGGGUGAAGAACAAGCUACUGUCACCUAGUGCUGCAUCGACGGGCCUGCAGAACAAGACAUUCCACUGUGAAACAUGUGACGUGCAUGUCAACUCAGAGACACAGCUCAAGCAGCACAUCAGCAGUCGGCGCCAUAAAGACAGAGCAGCCGGAAAACCAGCCAAGCCCAAGUACAGCCCCUACACCAAGACCCCAAAAGGACAGACCAAACAGCAAAUAGGAAAUACACCAGUGAAGCUGCCUCUGAGUAAGGACGUGGGCCAGCCGCUGACCGCCGCAAUAGUGCCCUCUCACUUGGCAGCCGUUGCCGCAGCAGCCGCCGCCUUCCCACUUCGCGCCAGCCAUAACCCAUCCCUUUUCCAGACUCAAUCUCUCCCCACAACACUUCUUCGCCCUGCACCUGGGCCCAUUAGGACCAGCCAUGCGCCGGUACUAUUUGCUCCCUACUGACCUCCGAACUGUGACUUCGGAUUAAGUCUGACACACCAUCUCAGCGCUAAUUUAAUUGUGGUCCAGUCGUGUGGAUUAUUGCCUUUUUUUUGUCCAUCAUCACACAAGAAUCCUGUAUGGAUCUGAUGUGUGAAACUAUACCGCAAUAAUUAAAAAGACAAACCAGGUAACUAUGCAUUGUCAUCUCCAUAUGACACACUGACUCUAAGCUAUAAAUGGAUUUAGGGAUAUAUUGUUGGGAGGAGGUUUGGUCUUGGUCAUGUCAUUGCUUUUGGAAAAAAGAAAAAAAAAAAAAAAAAGAUUUUUAUGUAUGAGAUAAGAGAGGUUAAAGUAUGAGAAAAUAAGUUCUACUGCUCAGCUGUUUGCACUUUAAGCCCUUCCUUCUGUGGAUGUCUUCAGUGCUUUAGAUCAGUAGAACGUGGUUUAUUCCUUGUUUUUAUUUGUACGUACGUGCAUUUGGUGUCGUGUGAAUGGAAAAUUGAGUGAAAAGUGAAUUACUGCUGAUUUAUUACCUGUUAAGCAAAGUGUGUGUGUCUGUGUGUAUGUGUGUAUGUGUGUGUACACGUUUGUACAUCCCUUGAAGUUACCCAUGCAGGUCACAAGGAUGGUAGAGUAAAGCUCGUCUAUCUCAUCUAACAAUGUGAAAACAACGAAAGAUUUCAAAUAAAGUCUUACUUUGCUAA
This is a messenger RNA of Pangasianodon hypophthalmus (striped catfish), 2290 nucleotides long. RefSeq names its product zinc finger protein 385D (gene znf385d). Gene Ontology annotation, molecular function: nucleic acid binding; zinc ion binding. The transcript has 8 exons. Lineage: Eukaryota; Metazoa; Chordata; Actinopteri; Siluriformes; Pangasiidae. The record is from RefSeq and is a predicted model, not a curated record. Gene Ontology annotation, cellular component: nucleus. Bases 405 to 1607 code for a protein of 400 amino acids.